GCAUAACAGCACGGAGUGAACUAACAGCACCCAGUGGUUCGUUCCGUCAAGUACUGCGAAAGGAAAACUCGUCCACGUACGUUCUGAAAAGUCAAGCAAUUUAGCUAAGUUGAGAAAUUUCAGUUUGAACCAUCUGACAUGGCCAGUCCAGCAGCAGGACCCUCCAAGCAGGAGAUCGAGUCGGUCUUCAGUCGCCUGCGCGCCCAGCCAGCCAACAAAUCCUGCUUCGACUGCGCUGCCAAGGCUCCCACCUGGUCCUCGGUCACCUAUGGCAUCUUCAUUUGCAUCGACUGUUCCGCCGUGCACCGCAAUUUGGGUGUGCACCUGACCUUCGUGCGCAGCACCAACCUGGACACCAACUGGACCUGGCUGCAGCUCCGGCAGAUGCAACUGGGCGGCAACGCAAACGCGGCGCAGUUCUUCCGGGCACACAACUGCAGCAGCACCGACGCCCAGGUCAAGUACAACUCGCGUGCGGCCCAGCUGUACAGGGACAAGCUGAGUGCUCAGGCCCAGCAGGCCAUGAAGGUGCAUGGCACAAAGCUGCAUUUGGAGCAGACGGACAAGGGCAACGAGGGCAACGAAGCCGCUAAGGAGGAGGACUUCUUCGCCCAGUGCGACAAUGAGGCGGACUUCAAUGUGCAGAACAACAAUGUCAGUAAGCAGGAUCAAAACAGACCCAUCGUUGCUCCGGCCAUAAGCAUUGAAACGCAACUGAGUGGCGCCCCCAGCGUAGAUCUUCUUAAUUCCGUGGUGCCGGCAGCAGUGCCAUCGUCCAUAGGUGCGCGAAAGGUGCAGCCGAAGAAGGGUGGACUGGGUACUCGCAAAGUGGGCGGCCUGGGAGCCACGAAGGUGAAGACUAACUUCGCAGACAUCGAGGCCCGUGCUAACGCGGCCAACGAGAUGAAGACAUCAGCUGGAGCAGCACCUGUGAACAAGCCACAGACGGCCGAGGAGGAACUGGAGACGGUGGCCAGUAUGCGCCUCGCAUACCAAGAACUCUCCAUGCAGAAGACCCGCGAGGAAGCCAAGCUUAAGACCAUGGAUCCUGCUAAGGCUAAACAGAUGGAGCGUCUGGGCAUGGGCUUUAACCUGCGAGGAUCCGACAUGGCGCACUCCGCUCUUGGCGAUAUGGAGACUAUUCAGCAGUCGGCCGCCCCUAAAGCAAAACUCUCUUCAUUGGAAAGCGAAAACUUGUUCACUGACUAUUCGCUGUAUGGCAAUAGCAGCAGCGGAGGAGGGUCUAGCGAAAAGCGGGAGAGCUCAGUUGGCGGCACCAGCAAGCUGGAUAAGUUUGAACUUGAUGCGCUGGGCUAUGAGACAAUUGAGCCCAUUGGGGGAAGUCACAGCAAUAUAACGUCCAUGUUUUCUGCCAGCAAUACCUAUGACAAACCCAAAACGUCGGCGCCCGUCAAGAAGAACAGUGGAUCCUUACAAACCCACACCAAAGGAGGGACUAGCACAGAUCCCGUGAUCGCUCAGCAAAAGUUCGGCAACUCCAAGGGCUUUGGCUCCGAUCAGUACUUCGCAAGUGAUCAGUCUUCGGCCGACGUUAGCGCAAGCUUGAACCGCUUCCAGGGAUCGCGAGCCAUAUCUUCGUCGGACUAUUUUGGCGACGGUCCUUCUGGUGGCAGUGGGGGCAACAGAGCGUCUUCGGUGAACUUCAGUGCACCGGACCUGGAUGUGGAAAGCGUAAAAGAGAGCGUACGCCAGGGUGUACAUAAAGUGGCCGGUCGUUUAAGCAACCUGGCCAAUGACGUGAUGACCUCUUGGCAAGACAAGUACGGUUACUGAUAUCAGCGAAACACCCAUGGUGGCCCGCAAAGCAGCGCUGGCAGCGGUGUCGGAGAACAGUCUAAUCUUAACGUUUUUAUAUAUUAGUUGUCGCGAUUAUGCAAAAGUUAUGAAAGAUUCCAAGCAGAUAGCCACUUAGUCUAGUUACAGAGGAGCAACCACUUCGCAUGCCUCAUAUCGUUCUUGUAUACAAAUAGCAGAAACAGAAUCUGAAACAAAAUCCAUGCAGUAUAGCCAGCUGUACAAUACGCGUAGUGUCUUUUAAAUAUACAUAAAUACACCGUUCAUAUUAAGAAGGUAACCAUGUGGAUUCUGAGCGGCGCAUGUUUGUGCACUGUUUUCUGAAUUAAAUCCUUUUACUUUGCUUUUAUUUGUAUUUCCGUUGAGCUACAUUUUAAUUGUUUUCCGUUUAUCAAGAAAUUAAGCAAAGAGUGUGACAUAAAUAAACUAAUAACUGCAUAGCAAAUAUUCCUGAGCUGAGGAGCUUAGCAAAUAUCAUUUUAAAUUAAAUUUGAACUUUAUAACGUCGGCAUUUAACUGAAUUGAAAAAGUUGUCAAUAUAUAAAUACAAAUAUUUAGAGCAUAUAAACCUUAAAAAUA
Messenger RNA from Drosophila erecta, 2394 nucleotides. It is a transcript of the gene ArfGAP3, whose product is annotated as ADP-ribosylation factor GTPase-activating protein 2. Gene Ontology annotation, molecular function: GTPase activator activity. The transcript is spliced from 7 exons. The record is from RefSeq and is a predicted model, not a curated record. Gene Ontology annotation, biological process: COPI coating of Golgi vesicle. NCBI's taxonomy places the organism in Eukaryota, Metazoa, Arthropoda, Insecta, Diptera, Drosophilidae. The coding region runs from base 139 to 1794 and encodes 551 amino acids.